AUUUCGCAUAUUGAACGUGCUCUGCUCUAUGUGAUGGAAUUCGAAAACACAACAAACCACUAAACCCAAACAAGCCCGCACCGCGGUCGAAUGCUUUUCUGUAUUUACCUCGAUGAAUACAUUACUUUUAGCUGAAAUGGUUUUCUUUUUAAAUGUGCUUAAGGUGUAAGCAAACCUCCGACCUAUCGCAAAAGUGAAUAUAUCCUAUAUAAGCUAUAUAAGAGAGAAGAAGUGUACAAAAGGAGUUAACAACAUGACCCUGUAUUUAGACUAUCGGGUCCAGACUCCAGAUUCAUCUGCCAUUAAUGUUGAUGUGAAAUGGCAUUCCCAUCAUUUAAUGUUAGCAGUGACAUCCUGCAGUGAAGAGAGAGGUGGUUUUAUCACCAUUUAUGAUGAACUGGGGGAACCCUUACAAAAUGUUUCUUUCUCACAGCAACCAUCUUCUCAAAUAACAUCUUCUGCUUGGCACCCUGAUAAAAAGGUCCUGGUUUGUGGGUGGGAAAAUGGGGAUAUACAUGUUUGGAAUGGAGGGUCAGAAUUCCAAUCUGUUCAGUCUCCUCAUCAAGGCAAUGCUAUCACGAGUCUUCUAUGGAGUCAACGUGGAGGAAGACUUGUCAGCAUAGAUGCAAAUGGUGGUCUUGUUGGGUGGAGGCUUGAUGGUCAUGACCAUAUAUCACUUGUGUUCCAUCAAACACUUCGGGAACCAUUGACCCACAUCAUAUUCAAGCAACGUGAAGCCAAGGUUCCGCAAAUGGACAUAUCAGGAUUAGCUCGAGCUGCUGUUGCUGGUGAUGAAAAAGCUUUAGAUUUAUUCAGUGCUUGGCGACCUCGAACUGCUGGGAAUCGAUAUACAUUAAAUUCGCAGGGACAAGAUGGCCUGGGAUUUUAUGUUGCAUCUCUAAGAGGAGUCAUUUAUUUUGUGUCAGAGUCAGGAUCAUGCUCUGAGGUAUUUAAUGGUGAGGGGUCAAUCAUAAGGAAAUUGCUUUAUCAUCGGAAAAAGGAUCAAUUAAUUGUCAUAACUGAAGGGCUAACAGUUACUCAAUUUCAAACUGAUUCAGAUGGAGUUCUUUCAGAACUAUCCAAGGUGAAACUUAGUGCUCAGACAGUUGAUGUGAAUAUUUUGUGGGCUGGUCCAAGUUGCCUGGCAAUUACUGUGGGUGACCUUUCUGUUCGGUUGUGGGACCUGGACUCAUCUGAAAGUUAUCUGCUUACACCACCUCAAGAUGAAUCACAUAACAGCCCUACCCGUCAGGCUUUUAUUUGUUUGGCCUAUUGCAACUUCCGUGAAAUACUGUGUGCUGGAACAAAUAGUGGAUAUAUUUACAUGUGGAAGAAACAUGCACCUGAGUCUGAUAUGAGUGAUAGUGUUGAUGCGUGGGAACUGCUGCCCCCAACUAAUGUAAGGAACUCUGUGAAACAAAUACAGUGGGGUCCAGGUGCUGGUCAGCUUGCUGUUAAUUGCAUCACAAAUGUUUAUAUUCUACGGGAACAAGUCUUGGCUGCCAGCUACAAUCAGCAGGUUUCAGUUGUCCAAAUAUCUGGUACAGCAUUGGUGGUUUCCAUUGGAACCAACUACCCUUUACUUGACCUUCACACUGAUAUCCAGGUAAAAGGGGUUGCUGUAUCAAGUGAUCAUAUUGCAGCAUGGAGUGGCCGUACUGUAAUUGUUUACCAGUUAUUACUUGGUGAAUCGGUGUCAAUCAGUGUUGAGGGUACAUUUUCUUGCAUUGUAGAAGCAGCGGUUAUUAUAGAUAAAAGUAUUGUUGUCUUGGGAGGAGGAGAACCAAUGUCCCUUGCUUCCACCAAUCCCACCAUAACUGUACAAACCUUUCAGGGAACUGUGAAACAAACACUGGCUGUCAAUGAUCAGGAAGGUAGACCUCUUUCAAUGGAACUUAAUGGACCAUUUUUAACUGUUACAACUGACAUUGGAUUCAUCAAGAUGUGGGACUUCUCUCGCAGGGAGGCCAAAACCCAUGGUCAGUCAAAAGACAUAGCUGAGGCACUAACAGAUUUUGGUGAAAUAAUUCUUGCUCGGAGCAAUUGCACUGGCAACAAAGUGUCUUUUACAAUUGCUCAGUCAAAUCUACUGCCAGAACCUAAACUUUAUGUUUGGGAUGUCGAGAGUGAUACCAUUUGUUAUUUAAACCUAACAAAUGGUAAAAUCAGCUCUGAAGAAGCUGCUAAUGAAACAGAGAAGACUAGAGAAGGCCUCCCUGAAGAUGAGUUUUCACCAAGACGAGGACUGGUUGGGCGCUUUGUUCUGUCACAUUGUUGGGAUCAAGAAGAACCUAAACUUCUUGUCUGUGAGGCAAAACGCCACCCGCAAGCUCCGAGCUUGAAGACAAAAGAGAAAACUUCAUUGUGGACUCGAAGGGCGUCCUCCACUGUUAUGACAAUGCCAGCAUGUAAUGAUACCUCAGCAAGUACAAAACGUCUAGCUGCUAUACAGGAGGCUGAGGUAGUUGUUAUAACUCUUCUCUCUUCACCUGAUCAUGAUGUUCUCAUCCAAGAUGUCCUUCCCCUGGCUGACUGUCAUUCAGGACUGCUUGGUCUGCAUGUACCAUUUUAUAUACUCUUGCGCAAGAGUCAAGACUGGAAGCUGCAGUCUCCAGUUGAAAGAGUCCUUUUGAGGGACUUUGAGGGUCUGGCUGAUUGUGAUAAAGGUACGAAAGAGGCUAUUAUCAAUUUCAGCUACCACUUGAGUCUGGGUAAUAUGGAUGAAGCAUUCAAAGUCAUAAAAUCCAUGCAAAGCACUGUGGUGUGGGAAAGCCUUGCUCGAAUGUGUGUGAAAACUAAGCGCCUUGAUGUUGCUGCAGUGUGCUUAGGUCACAUGAAACAUGCUCGCGGGGCUAGAGCUCUGAGACUUGCUUCCUCUGAACCUCAGCUGGAAGCCCGUGUUGCUGUGUUAGCAGUCCAGCUAGGUCUUCUGGAUGAAGCAGAGAGAUUGUACAGAUCAUGCGGAAGACUUGAUCUUUUGAAUCAACUAUACCAAGCCAGUGAUCAGUGGGACAAGGCAUUAGCCACUGCAGAAGAUUCUGACCGUAUUCACCUCAGAGGCACAUAUCACAACUAUGCUGGUGUGCUGGAGCAACGGGGAGAUACUAGUGGAGCAGCUCAUAUGUAUCACCGUGCGGAUACCCACCGACAUCAGGUACCUAGAAUGUUACAACAAGACCCAGCUGCACUGCAACAGUACACAUUAAAGUCUAAAGAUCCGGCUCUUAUUAAGUGGUGGGCCCAGUACCUCGAAAGUACUGGACAGAUGGAACUUGCCUUAAAGUACUAUGAGGAGGCUGGUGAUCACCUCUCUACAGUUAGAGUAUUAUGUUUCCAAGAAGAUUAUGAGAAAGCUGCUGAAGUAGCAAGUGUCAGCAACAACCGUGCUGCUUGUUAUCACUUAGCUAGACAAUACGAAGCCAUAGAUGACAUACAGCAAGCUGUGCAGUUUUUCACGCGAGCACAGGCUUAUGCUAAUGCCAUUCGUAUCUGUAAGGAGCAUAGUUUGGAUGAGCAGCUGUGGAACUUAUCUCUUCUUGCAUACCCAAGAGAUCAAUUAGAAGCUGCAAGGUACUUUGAAACCUCUGAGCCUCCAAGUCCAGAAAGGGCUGUGCUGCUCUACCAUCGAUCUGGCAUGCUGCACAAAGCUUUGGAUCUUGCUUUUCGAACUCAACAGUUUGAUGCUCUCCAACUGAUUGCCGUGGACCUGACAUCAUCUUCUGAUCCUGCACUAAUUGAAAAGUGUGCCAGAUUUUUUGUUGAAAACAAUCAGUAUGAUAAAGCUGUUGAUUUGCUUGCUGUUGGAAAAAUGAUCUCAGAGGCACUAGAGUUAUGUCUGGAGCACAACAUAACAGUUACAGAUGAGUUAGCUGAAAAUUUAUCCCCAGAAAAAGGAGAAAUAAGUGAGGAAGAAAGAAUUGCUAUUCUUGAAAAGCUAGCAGACUGUUGUCAGAUGCAAGGAAAUUAUCAUCUUGCUACCAAAAAGUUCACACAAGCUGGAAACAAAGUGAGGGCUAUGAAAGCUCUCUUAAAGUCUGGUGACACAGAAAAAAUAAUAUUUUUUGCCAAUGUGUCACGUCAAAGAGAAAUCUAUGUAAUGGCAGCAAACUACCUUCAGUCUCUGGAUUGGCAAAAUGAGCCUGCUUUGUUGAAACACAUUGUAAAUUUUUACACCAAAGGGAAAGCUCUAGAUUUAUUAGCUAAUUUCUAUACUGCUUGUGCACAGGUAGAAGUUGAUGAAUAUCAAAAUUAUGAGAAGGCCCUAGGGGCCUUGUCUGAAGCAAGCCGGUGUCUUGCCAAAGCAGGAUCUUUAAAAGAAGGAGUGGUAGAAGCGGUAAAUCUUCGAACAGCACUUGUAAAAAAAUUCCUGGAUGUGAAAAGAAUGUUUGAAAGAGGGGAGACUGACUUGGCAGUCAGUCAGUGUCGUCAGCUACUUCACAAUGCUCCGGACUUAGAGGUGGCUGUAAGAAGAGGGGACGUGUAUUGCUUGUUGGUUGCUCACUCUGCAAAGCAAAGAGACUGGAAGAGUGCUGCUAGCCUGAUUGAGGAGAUGAAGAGAGAAGCUGGAGACAAUCUGGCAUAUUACCUCCCAGCUGAAUUGCUUGAUUUGCUGUCUGCUAAUGGUGUUGCUGGUGGAUCCAAGUCUCAAAACCCCCUGGUUGUGUCACCGGAUGAUGGUAUUGAUGAGGAAGCUGAAGAGAUCAUUGAAACGGUAGGUGAUGUUGAUACAGAAUGAAAGGUUCAUCAACUUGAAGAUCAUCAGGUUUGACCUUCUCAGCUCAGGUAAAUAUUGUGUUCUCUUAUCCGUCCAUGUUGUUUGAUCUCAUAUCGUUUUUACUCUCCUACAUUUUUGAUUUGCAUCUAACCCUGAUUGGUUUUUAAAUUAAUUUACUGGAAUCUAAAUUAAGUUAACCUUUGGUUUCCUUCAGAGUAUUUUGUGUACAAUUUAUUUUUAUGUUGUAGUUUCCUGUGAUAUAAUGUACCAUUAUAGUCCAUUCUAUUUAUUGUAGAUCUUAACCAUUUUGCAUUUAUUGCAUGCUCACAAUCUCAGUUAAAUAUUUGUGGAUUAGUUAAGAGUCUUGUUUUGGUAUGUCCUUGGGGUUGUAGGUUUUGAUGUUUGUGCUCAUUGCAUUUUGUGAAUAAUGGUAAAAGAACUUUAAUCUGCUUGUACCAUUCUUUAUGCAUUGGAAAGUUGAUCCUGUGUUAGUGUUGGUAUUUUCUCUAUUUAAUUACUGGUAACUAUCCAGCAUGACAAUCUGUGUUUUUGUUUGCCCGUGCUGUGGGAAAAUAAUGCAUGUGCUGCAAUUUUAAUUUAUGAGGAAAUGAGUUGUGAAUGCCGGAGGCAAGAAAACAUAAAAUUACAUUGAGUUACUUCAAUGAGAUGUAUUUUGUCAUUUGAGAUCUAGGUAAUAGAAAACUGAAACAUGAAAAGAAAAUGUUUUACAUCAGAAAUAUAAAAGAACAUAUAAAACAAUACCGCAUAACUUUUUUGUGUUUUGAGCUCUUUUUAUGAAACAAAAUAUUAUCAGCCUACAAACACAUCACAUGAAGUGUAUUUUUGUGAACUGAUACACACCAUAUGGCAAUGUUCAAACUUUGUUAGUAACAUGGUGAUGCAAAAUCAAAAAGGCACACAUUAUGACCCUGUGGAGGGGUCUACAAGAAGUUUCCCUUAUGUUUUACUCUUGUUUUAUUUUCCACAAACUCAGAAACUAAUUAAAUGCUCAUAAGCAUCCAUAAAUGUUGAUGAACUAACCGACUUUUAUUCAUUUAAUUGAAUCCCUUUUUUUCUGUAAUCUGUGGUACAUCAUACUUUUUCUUAGUAUCCUUACAGUAACAAAACAUACUCAACAAAUUAGGUAGUAUCAUAACUCUCAGUUGUACUUUCUUUUGCUUUGUCUCAAAAUAGGUUUGCCAUUGAUCUUGAAACGACCAUUAUCAACAAAAUAGUCAUAUUUUCUACACCAUUCGUAUUAAAAAUUGAUUGAUUGUAUCCUAAAUAUAGUUGGCAUGAAAUAUGUCAUCUCUUGGAAAAUAUAUUACUGAAAUUCU
Molecule: messenger RNA, 6051 nt
Organism: Frankliniella occidentalis (western flower thrips)
Lineage: Eukaryota; Metazoa; Arthropoda; Insecta; Thysanoptera; Thripidae
Gene: rempA
Product: intraflagellar transport protein 140 homolog
Exons: 24
Coding region: 254-4735 (1493 amino acids)
Biological process (GO): intraciliary retrograde transport
Cellular component (GO): intraciliary transport particle A; ciliary basal body; axoneme
Molecular function (GO): protein binding
Source: RefSeq, a predicted model, not a curated record